AUGCUCUCCCAAACAAUAUUCUCUGUAUUUAUGCUGACAGUUACAGUAUUCUCUCAUCCAUCAAAGGUAACUUUCUACUGAAUUUUUAUCUUUUCAUCAUAGUUUUUGUUUCAGUUACGCGAUUCUCUAUCAUCUUUGAAUUCUGAAUUGGAUAAAAAUGAGAUUAUUCAACCACUUACAAUCAAAUUUUCCGGUGAAAAAAAUCUAAUGGUAAAUCAAACAGUACAAAUCGGUGAAUCUUUUGAACUUCGGUGUGAAUCUGCUGGAACUCCACAACCAGUGUUUUAUUGGACUUUCAAUGGAAAAAGAAUUCAAGGAUCUUCAGAAAUGAACAUUUACGAAAAACUUCAUAAUAUUGGAAAAGUAACAAUUCAAAACGGUGUGACAAUCAGUAGAUUGGUUGUUCCUUGCGCAAAAAAAGAAGAUGCCGGAAAAUAUCGAUGUGUCGCAACGAAUGGACAUGAAAAAAUUGAGAAAAGUGCAACAAUCACAAUUGGUUAGUUGUUCUUAUCAAGAUAUUGUCUGUAAUUCAACUAUUUUUAGAUGAUUCGAAACAGUCAUCAACAUGUGAAGAGAGUGAAACAGAAAGCCCAAAAAUCAUUCAAUGGACAGACGCUCGUUUUGAGAAUGAAUUAAACACAGUUCAAUUAAUGUGCAGAACAGACUCUCCAGCUACCGUAGCAUGGUAUAAUGACGAAAGAGAACUUUUGAAUAACAAACUCAACCAUGAGGUAAAUUUGUUAUUUUGGAAAUCAAAAGAUCAUUGUUCUUUUUUCAGGUUUUGGCAAAUGGUGAUUUGCUUAUCAAAAAUGUGAAAUGGGAAAAUAUGGGUGUAUAUACUUGUGUUGCUUCAAAUGAAAACGGUGAAGAUCGAGUAGAAGUGUUUUUCUAUCCAACAGCCGCUGAAUAG
Caenorhabditis angaria is the source of this 910-nucleotide messenger RNA. The record is from the annotation of a GenBank genome assembly. NCBI's taxonomy places the organism in Eukaryota, Metazoa, Nematoda, Chromadorea, Rhabditida, Rhabditidae.